Molecule: messenger RNA, 2715 nt
Organism: Callorhinchus milii (elephant shark)
Lineage: Eukaryota; Metazoa; Chordata; Chondrichthyes; Chimaeriformes; Callorhinchidae
Product: atrial natriuretic peptide receptor 1-like
Exons: 23
Coding region: 1-2715 (904 amino acids)
Biological process (GO): protein phosphorylation; receptor guanylyl cyclase signaling pathway; cGMP biosynthetic process
Molecular function (GO): protein kinase activity; ATP binding; guanylate cyclase activity
Source: RefSeq, a predicted model, not a curated record
AUGCUAGCUCUGACAUCUGAUGGCUUCGCUCACUGGGCUCUUCUGUGUCUACUGACGAUGCAAAGGAAAAGCGCCCGAGGUUGGCACGACCUGGACAACACGGAAUAUGAUUGCUGGCCAUUGCAAAACCCACACGAGUAUAACAUGAUCGACUGCGGGGGUCUAGAAAUGGCUUGGAUCCGGAGACCUCCAGAGAAAGUCCUCAGUGGUGAAGAAUUUAAUGUGACAUAUUCAGUUACUGUGACAGAUCAUUUUUACUAUUGGGCUGUGGAGAACAGAAUGCUCUUGCACAUCAACGCCAGUGCAGCAAAGGCCUUCUGUGAAGAGAAGGAGUGCCCCUCAGACUGGAAAAAUGCAAACGAAGACAACUGCUGUGUUCACCAUGCCAACAUCCACUCCUGCCCGCUGUCGUUUAUGGUAAAAGGUGGAAUUUGUGGGCCAUGGAUCCCAGACGAUGGACAUAUUAUUACUCACACGAUAUCUACUGCAGGAAAAAUGAGCCAAACAAAUUGGACAGCCAAGGUUGUUCUUGUACAUCUUGGCGUGACUUCCUUAAUAGCUCACAUAAAGGUGGGACACAUGCAAGCUGCCCUGGAAGCCAAAACCACUGUCUUACCAGCAAAAGUGUGUGGAGAUGACAGCUGUGAUGAAGAUGAGUCGUGCUCCACCUGCCCAGCAGACUGUGGCGAGUGCACAGCAACCAUCAAAAUGGCCAUCAGCUUCCCCAUCUCCCUGGUCUGUGUCGGCUUCAUCCUCACUGUAGUGUGGUUUCAGUACCAGAAGCAAAAAAUGUUGUGGGAUGAAAGUUGGAUUAUCAACUUCAAUCAAAUUAAACAAGAUCAUUCAUUGCACACUGGGAUGGGGAGCAUCAACAGCGUCCCAAAUGGAAUCAGUGAUUCCAAUACCAGCUGUAUCACCACAGUCAGCUCUUGUACCGCAGCCAUUAACACAUCCAGAAAGCAACACUUCAUCCAGACUGGCAUAUUUGAUGGUCGAACUGUCGCCACCAAGAGAAUAAAAAAGAGAACUUUUACCCUAUCCGAAGUCAUUCGCAAAGAAGUGAAACAAGUCAGAGAACUGGACCACCCAAACCUCUGUAAAUUCAUCGGAGGCUGUAUUGAAGUUCCAAACGUGGCGAUAAUCACGGAGUACUGCCCGAAAGGCAGUCUGAACGACGUGCUCCUGAAUGAAGAUAUCCCAUUAAACUGGGGGUUCAGGUUCUCGUUUGCGACUGACAUAGCCAGGGGAGUGGCUUAUCUUCACCAGUGCAAGAUAUACCAUGGCAGGUUAAAAUCCACCAACACAGUCAUUGAUGACCGCUGGGUUUGCAAACUCACAGAUUUCUGCUUGUCGCUCUACAGAAAGGAGGACUUUCCGGAGGCCCCUAACACGUACCGCCAGCGUUUGAUUCAAGCUUAUCUUCCCCCUGAGGCCCAGAUGUCAACCAACUUUGAACUAUGCCCAGCAACAGAUGUUUACAGCUAUGCCAUUAUUCUACUAGAAAUUGCAACCAGAAGUGACCCUGUGCCGAGAGAUGACGGAAACUCUACAGAAUACGGAUGGUGCCCUCCUCUACCAGAAUUAAUAACCGGAAAAUCGGAAAACGCCUGCCCAUGUCCAUCCGAAUACAUCAUGCUAAUCAGGAAGUGUCGAGCACAGAAUCCAGCCCAGCGGCCCUUGUUUGAGCAGAUAAAGAAAUACCUGUACAAGAUUAACCCCAAUAAAGUCAGCCCUGUGGACACGAUGAUGACACUGAUGGAGAAGUAUAGCAAGCACCUGGAAGUGCUGGUGGCUGAGAGAACACAGGAUCUGGUGCACGAGAAACAGAAAACCGAUCGUCUGCUUUACAGUAUGUUGCCAAAACAAGUGGCUGACGAUCUGAGACAAGGGAUUGUGGCUCAAGCUCAGAGUUACUCAAGCGCCACAAUUUUCUUCAGUGAUAUUGAAGGCUUCACUCAGUUGUCGAGCACCAGCACUCCGUACCAGGUUGUGGAAUUCUUAAACAAACUGUACACCACCUUUGAUGAAAUAAUAGACAAUUACGAUGUCUACAAAGUGGAAACUAUAGGAGACGCAUAUAUGGUGGUCUCAGGAGUUCCUAAUGAAAAUGGCAUCUCUCACGCAAGUGAAAUAGCCAGGCUGGCUCUAGAUCUGGUGGCCAUUUGCGAUACUUUCAAAAUCCCACACAAACCGCAGACAAAACUAAAGAUCCGGGCUGGAAUCCACUCAGGGCCAGUGGUGGCAGGAGUGGUUGGGAUAAAAAUGCCCCGUUACUGCUUAUUUGGUGACACAGUAAACACGGCCUCAAGGAUGGAAUCAACGAGUGAAGCAUUGAAGAUACAAUGUAGCUCCACUACACACAGUCUACUGGAGCAAAUCGGAGGAUAUAUACUAACAUGUCGUGGCACGUUGCAAAUAAAGGGGAAGGGUGACAUGGUGACUUACUGGCUUGAAGGGAAACAAACUUUAUCAUCAAACACACUAGUGAACACACCAAUGAACACGGCAGUGACCACACCAGUGAACGCACCGGUGAACACGGCAGUGACCACACCAGUGAACGCACCGGUGAACACGCCAGUGAAUAUGACAGUGAAACCAUCACUGAGCACAGCCUGUCAGGAAAACACCUCAUCCAUCCUAGAGUGCGAGAAACAGAGAUACAAUGUUAUUCCUGGAGUGUUGAGCAAUGAACUUCAGACAAACUCGGCAUAA